This is a messenger RNA of Vicia villosa (hairy vetch), 1784 nucleotides long. Its product is annotated as tubulin beta-1 chain. Gene Ontology annotation, molecular function: GTPase activity; structural constituent of cytoskeleton; GTP binding. NCBI's taxonomy places the organism in Eukaryota, Viridiplantae, Streptophyta, Magnoliopsida, Fabales, Fabaceae. The record is from RefSeq and is a predicted model, not a curated record. Gene Ontology annotation, cellular component: cytoplasm; microtubule. The coding region runs from base 116 to 1456 and encodes 446 amino acids. Gene Ontology annotation, biological process: mitotic cell cycle; microtubule cytoskeleton organization. The transcript is spliced from 3 exons.
UAUUAUCACCCUAUCUUUUCUUGUAUAUUAUUCUACCUACAAAAGCCUAUUCAUACCCCCACUUUCAUUCAUUCCAUCUCAGUUUUCCAGUUUUGAAAUCAUCAAAAACUUCAUCAUGAGAGAAAUCCUUCAUGUGCAAGCUGGUCAAUGUGGAAACCAAAUUGGUGGAAAGUUUUGGGAGGUUAUGUGUGAUGAACAUGGGAUUGACCCUUCUGGAAGUUAUGUAGGAAACUCACCCCUUCAGCUUGAGAGGGUGAAUGUUUACUACAAUGAAGCUAGUGGUGGAAGAUAUGUUCCUAGAGCUGUUCUUAUGGAUCUUGAACCAGGUACUAUGGACAGUUUGCGUUGCGGUCCGUUCGGAAAAAUAUUUAGGCCUGAUAACUUUGUGUUUGGACAAAAUGGAGCUGGUAAUAAUUGGGCUAAAGGACAUUAUACCGAAGGAGCCGAGCUUAUUGAUUCCGUUCUCGAUGUUGUCCGUAAAGAAGCCGAGAAUUGUGAUUGCUUGCAAGGUUUUCAAAUUUGUCAUUCAUUGGGAGGUGGAACUGGAUCAGGAAUGGGGACUUUGCUCAUUUCAAAGAUCAGAGAAGAGUAUCCCGAUCGAAUGAUGUUGACUUUCUCGGUGUUUCCUUCUCCGAAGGUCUCUGAUACAGUGGUGGAACCUUACAAUGCAACUCUUUCUGUUCAUCAACUAGUUGAGAAUGCUGAUGAAUGCAUGGUUCUUGAUAAUGAAGCACUCUACGAUAUCUGUUUCCGAACUCUCAAGCUCACUAAUCCAAGUUUUGGUGAUUUGAACCAUUUGAUUUCAACAACAAUGAGUGGAGUAACAUGUUGCCUCCGAUUUCCCGGCCAACUCAACUCGGAUCUUCGAAAACUAGCAGUUAAUCUCAUUCCUUUCCCACGUCUACACUUUUUCAUGGUUGGUUUUGCACCCUUAACAUCAAGGGGUUCUCAACAAUACAGUUCCCUCACAAUUCCAGAACUGACACAACAAAUGUGGGAUGCAAGAAACAUGAUGUGUGCAGCAGAUCCACGGCACGGCAGAUACUUAACAGCCUCGGCCAUGUUCCGCGGCAAAAUGAGCACGAAAGAGGUCGAUCAACAGAUGAUAAAUGUUCAGAACAAGAACUCGUCUUACUUUGUCGAAUGGAUACCGAACAAUGUGAAAUCGAGUGUCUGUGACAUUCCUCCGACAGGACUGUCGAUGUCUUCGACGUUUAUGGGGAAUUCGACAUCGAUUCAAGAGAUGUUUAGGCGUGUUUCGGAACAGUUUACUGUUAUGUUUAAGAGAAAGGCUUUCUUGCAUUGGUAUACUGCUGAAGGGAUGGAUGAGAUGGAGUUUACUGAGGCUGAGAGUAAUAUGAAUGAUUUGGUUGCUGAGUAUCAACAAUAUCAAGAUGCUGCUGCAAUGGAAGAUGGUGAGGUUGAUGAAGAGGAAGAUGAGGAGGAAAUUGCUUAGUUGCAGUGACAUUAAUUAAGGAUCAUUCAUCAUGUUAUGGAAAAUACACAUAUAGUAAGAAGAACUUUGUGUUUGUGUGUGUUUUACACAUAUUAUGGUUUGAAAGGUACAUAUGAUAUGACUCUCAAUCCUAAUGGGAGUAAUGUUUUUAAGAAUUUUGUUUUGAAUUGUUUUGGUUCUUGUUCUUUGUGGGGGUUACUUUAGAGUUUAGGUGUGGGACUUGGUUGUUUGUGAAUGUACACCAUGUAUUUUUUGGUUUGUUUUCACUUGUCAUUUGUUGUUUUAUAUCUUAUCUUUAUUAAUAAAUGUUAAUAGUUGGUAUGAUCAA